AUGCCUAAUGCAUUCGCGUUUUCGGGGUCAACAUAUCGCAGAGUCGGGCAAACUCAUCCAAAUGAGGAGAAGAACAUCGACGAAGUCAACCUCGAGGACAAUGCACCUCAACUCGGCCAGGAGACUAUACCUUCUGAAGAAACGCAUAAUUACGACUUCGCAGCAAUAGCUCGUCUAAUUCUCCUGCUUGCAUCACUUUUUGCGAUAGCUGUCAUUGCUGGCUUGGCGGCGCGUUACGAUACUCCAAAGCCGUCUCACACAAACAUAGAGCCCCCUUACCGCUAUGACAAGGUGGAACCGCGCGUGCGCCGCUGCGGACAUACAGCAUCUGAAGCCCGCUCUCAUGGCUGUAUCUUUUCGCCCGUGUCGUUCGCCUGGCUUCCCCCAAGUUGCGUGGACGCUGAACUGGAUGCUGAGAUUCGCACACAUCCGGAUUGGGUGCUUUACGCAGACUUGAAUAAGACGCGUGUCAAAAGUGAGACGGAAUGGGCCGCCGACAAUAGCAAAACGUGGCUAACUAAUCGCGCACAUAUGCUCCAUUGUGUCUUCUCGUGGCGACGGAUGCAUCGCGACUUAGUGGCGGGAAGGGAACUGCAUACAGGGCUCGGCAUGGCACAUACCAAGCAUUGUGCGAACAUCAUCAUGUGGAAAAGGGAUCCGGAAGAGAUUGUCACGGGAGCAAGGGUGAUUUACCCAGGAUGUUGA
Colletotrichum truncatum is the source of this 705-nucleotide messenger RNA. RefSeq lists its product as uncharacterized. The record is from RefSeq and is a predicted model, not a curated record. Lineage: Eukaryota; Fungi; Ascomycota; Sordariomycetes; Glomerellales; Glomerellaceae.